Tremella mesenterica DSM 1558 is the source of this 1917-nucleotide messenger RNA. RefSeq lists its product as uncharacterized. The record is from RefSeq and is a predicted model, not a curated record. Gene Ontology annotation, molecular function: DNA-binding transcription factor activity, RNA polymerase II-specific; zinc ion binding; transcription cis-regulatory region binding. Gene Ontology annotation, biological process: positive regulation of transcription by RNA polymerase II. Gene Ontology annotation, cellular component: nucleus. The coding region runs from base 1 to 1917 and encodes 638 amino acids. The transcript is spliced from 6 exons. NCBI's taxonomy places the organism in Eukaryota, Fungi, Basidiomycota, Tremellomycetes, Tremellales, Tremellaceae.
AUGUCACACUCGGAACCCUUAUCUGAACCAUCUGGAACAUUCGUAUCUAUCAGCGAUGCUGGAGGAUCAUCGAGGAGUAAGAGGACAAAGACGGGUUGUCUCACUUGUCGGUUGAGGAAAAAGCGUUGUGACGAGGGGAAACCCGUCUGUGCUUGCUGCACCCGACUCGGACUUGAAUGUAUGGGAUACGAAGAGAAAAGACCGAGAUGGAUGAAUCAGAGGGAUGUCGUUACGAGGACUGCUGCGGAGUUGACCGAUACCAUCAAUCAAGUCAAGAGGGGUAAGAGGAGGUCAAUGUGGUGUGAACGAGCGUCAGAAUCAAUCAAAUCUUCUCAAGACACCGUCCCUAGCUCCUCUAGUCCAGUCGGAUCUCCUCCAACUGGGCGGCACCCUCCAGGACAAGUCAACAUUCCAUCGGCCCCGGAAUGUGGGGUCCAUACCACAUCCACAUCUAUCAAUCUGGAGUCGAAUCCUCUAUCUUCUAUCCCUCCCAUUCAUCCAAACAAGUCCACAGAGCAUACAUCCGUAUACAUGCCCAUCCCCACACUCUCCCCCUCAAACCCUCUCUCCGACUUAGACCUCGACCCGGAGUUUCUUUCCCUCCUUGGUUUCUCCCCUUCGUACCCUUUGCAGUAUCCACCAUUCCCAGGUACCCUCAUGUUCCCAUUCAUGAACAACCCUGCGGUCAAAGACCUCUCAGAUGAUACUCCAACUCCACGUCCCACACCCGAUAUCAGAUACUUUCAUCAUUACCUCGAGGUCGUCAUGCCCCUGCAGUACAAAUUCGACAUUCAGUCCAUUUCCAGUCUCGUCACUCCUCUCGCUUUCACACAUCCUGCAGUGUUCAGCUCUUUAUGCGCCAUUGCCGCAUUACACAUGUCUGCACAUCGGCGGAUCAAGGCGAUCUCGAACAAUCCUCAGAUUGAUAAUCGUCGCGAGGAUCUCUCACGCCCGUAUCUCACGUCCCGCGUCUCAACACGGCUACGACCGGAAAUCCCUACGAGAAUGAAAGAGGCCACGACGGAUGAUGAGGAUCUAAAAUUUGCUAGACAAGCUAUAAACUCCACCAUUGAAGAACUACGGGUGACACCGUCAGCGGAGAUGACUUCGGAUAAGGCUGUAGUCGCCGCUAUCACCGCUUCAAGCUUUUACUUGUUUGAUGGAGGGAAUAAGAAAGGGUGGAGGGAGACAGCGGGACAUGUGAGGAGAUGUUGGUAUGGGCUGUUGACAACCGCCAAGUUGCGAGGACAGAUGAGUGGUUGCUCCACACUUGACGUCGGAUACCUCAGCGAACGCCUCGGUCACCUCAUCAACGCAGUCAUAUGGACAGAUAUCCUCGUCUCUGUCACCGACGGUAAGUCUACAGAGUCUCUCGAGGCCUACAGGACUCUAUUGCUCGAUGAUCAUAUGGGAGAUGACAAGACGUCGAGAAUGCUGAGAGAGUCGGUGAUGGGUUGCGAUAGUACCACUCGCGAGAGACAUUUGUUCAGCUCUGAAGAUGCGUUAACGGUGGAGAGGAGAUGUGUGAGCGAUGUGUUUUAUCAUGGUGUUAGAGUGUUUCUGGCUGUUGUGGUGAAUGGGUCGUUUCCUGCUGUCCCUGAGAUUGCCUCAGCGGUCCAAGACACACUUACCUCGCUCCUCAUUCUCGACUCUUUACCUCAAACCACCGCAGAUCGAGCAUUGAUCUUCCCUAUCGUCAUGGCGGGCUGUCACACUUCCGACCCGAGUCUUCAAGAUGUAUUCCGAAAUCGAUUCCGACGGUUGGGGGACGAAGGUAGUGUGUUUGGGAACACCGCUACGGCCACGAGGUUGAUGGAGGAGGUAUGGGUGCGAAGGGGGAGGGUGGAGAGGGGAAAAGAAGUGGGAUGGAGGGAAGUCAUGUUUGAUUUGUAUGAUGAGGGGAUGUUGUUGAUUUGA